CGCCCCUCUCUCUCCCCUGGACGCUGUGCCAGCUUGAGCCCCUCGUCUGGGGCGGCCCAGGGGCUCCACUUCCUGGGGCCCGGGGCCCAGACAGGAAGCUCUGUCCAGCUUCCUGCUCGGAGCCUCCGAAGGCAGGUGUUGACCAAUGGGAAGCAGCCUGGCUUGCUGACCGCUUCCCAGCCCCCUCGUCAGGCACCUGUCCUUCAGUUGUCCCCGGCAACGGCGGCAGCUGCUGUCAAUCAUACGUGUUCUGGGAGUGACAGUGGUUUUAAAGGUCCUCCAGUCACCAGUGCUGAUAUGCAGGUGUAUGGCCAUCCGGCUGGGGCCAACCUCAGGGUGACUAGUAGCCCCAUGGUCGUCCAGAACCAGACCCCCUACCCAGUUGCAGCCCUGGCUCACAGUUACAGCUCCGGGGCCCCACACUACCAGGGCCUGGUGGUGCCCUACAGCGAGGCCAGGUCUCUGCUGUCCCGUGAGUCCCUGGCCUCCACCACCCUCAGCCUGGCUGAGACCCAGUCCGUGCUGAGUGGCCGACAGGACUGGACCUACGGCUACCGGGUCCUGCCCCCCCUGGGGCCCGGCCAGCAGGGGUCGGCCCAGCCCGGCGAGGGGGUGGAGCAGCUGAGCCUCCCCUCCGGCACUGCCAUGUCAGGGGCCACCAGCAACUCCGCCUCCCUGCCCUCCUACCUGUUUGGGGGCGACGCCGGCAGUCCCCGCCACUCGGCUCGCUCCAAAAAGAGAGCCCUCUCCAUGUCGCCCCUCUCCGACGUGAUGGGCGUCGACUUCAACUCCAUCAUCCGCACCUCGCCCACCUCGCUGGUGGCCUACAUCAACGGCUCUCUGAGCUCGCCCUCCUCCCACCCUGGCCUCUCGCCCCUCCAGCCGGAGGUCUACGGACACUUCCUGGGCGUGAGAGGAAGCUGCAUCCCUCAGGCCAACGCCCUGAGCUUCCCAGGCUCGGUGCUGGCCGUCGCCCCACAGAGCAACCCCGAGUGCGGCCGCAUGCAGAGGCUGGAGCAGGGUGGAGCUCUGGAGAGCCAGAUGGCGAACAUGGUGGUGGAGAAACAGUGCCUCCCGGAGGAGGGAGGGACGCUACAGCCGGCCGUGAGGAGCAGAGAGGAGCCCUCCAGCACCCUGCUGCCGUCCGUACAGUUCCAGCUGCAGUUCAACACCAUCAUCCGGUCAGAAAGCCCUCCCCAGUGUCCACCGCCCCCCUACCACUCCCACCAGCACCUCCACAGGCCUCACAGCUUCCUCCACAGGCAGAUCCAGCCUCAGGCCCAGCCUCGAGGUGUCGCUCCCCAGGCUUCCGCACCUCACCCUGGGCACGGACCCAGCUUCCAGCCCCUGGUCCCCAUGCUGGAGGAGGAGGAGGGGGAGCUGGAGGAGUACGGUGGGGCGCACUACUGCAGGUGGAUGGACUGCAGUGUCUUCUGUGACCUGAAGGAGGAGCUGGUCAGGCACAUCGAGAAGAUCCACGUGGACCAAAGGAAGGGAGAGGACUUCACCUGUCUGUGGGCGGGAUGUCCUCGAAGGUUCAAGCCCUUCAACGCUCGCUACAAGCUGCUCAUCCACAUGAGGGUCCACUCCGGAGAGAAACCCAACAAGUGCACGUUCGAUGGCUGUCAGAAGGCUUUCUCUCGUCUGGAAAACCUGAAGAUCCACCUGCGUAGUCACACCGGAGAGAAGCCGUAUCCCUGCCAGCAUCCCGGCUGCCACAAAGCCUUCAGCAACUCCAGCGACAGAGCCAAACACCAGCGCACACACCUGGACACUAAGCCGUAUGUUUGUCAGAUCCCAGGAUGUGUGAAGAGAUACACAGACCCGAGCUCUCUGAGAAAACACGUCAAGUCCCACUCCUCCAAAGAGAGACACCUGAGGAAGAAGGUUAUCGCCAUAGAUACAGAAAUAUGA
Messenger RNA from Hypomesus transpacificus, 1914 nucleotides. RefSeq names its product GLIS family zinc finger 3 (gene glis3). The transcript has 6 exons. Gene Ontology annotation, cellular component: nucleus. The record is from RefSeq and is a predicted model, not a curated record. Lineage: Eukaryota; Metazoa; Chordata; Actinopteri; Osmeriformes; Osmeridae. Gene Ontology annotation, biological process: regulation of transcription by RNA polymerase II. The annotation marks the transcript as partial. Gene Ontology annotation, molecular function: DNA-binding transcription factor activity, RNA polymerase II-specific; RNA polymerase II cis-regulatory region sequence-specific DNA binding.